AGAAUAUUGAAAUCAACGUAACUUCAAAAUGGAGGAAGCUAACAGUGUACAAGAUAGAGAAAACAAGUUCUUAAGGAAGGUGGUUGACGAAGCAUAUAAAGGUGUUGAAUGUGGAGAAGGGGAAGAUAGAGACAAGUUCUUAAGGAAGGCGGUUGAAGAUGCAUACAAAGGUGUUGAAUGUGGAGACGGGGAAGAUAGAGACAACAAGUUCUUAAGGAAGGCGGUUGAAGAAGCAUAUAAAGGUGUUGAAUGUGGAGAUGGAGGCCCCUUUGGUGCUGUUGUUGUACAUAAUGAUGAGGUACUUGUGAGUUGUCACAACAUGGUCCUGAGGAACACAGACCCAACUGCCCAUGCUGAGGUGACUGCAAUAAGAGAGGCAUGUAAGCAGCUGAAGCAGAUUGAACUUGCAGACUGUGAAAUAUAUGCAUCUUGUGAGCCUUGCCCCAUGUGCUUUGGUGCCAUCCAUCUUUCAAGGAUCAAGAGGCUGGUGUAUGGAGCCAAGGCUGAAGCAGCCAUUGCUAUUGGUUUUGAUGAUUUUAUUUCGGAUGCAUUAAGGGGUACUGGUUUCUACCAAAAGGCUCACUUGGAGAUCAAAAGAGCAGAUGGCAAUGAGGCCGUCAUUGCAGAACAGGUCUUUGAGGAAACAAAGGCAAAGUUCCAAAUGUACCGAACUUAGUGGCUUGCUGCUAUCAUUAUUAUAUUUCAGUUUGCUUAGUAAUGGCAUCUAUCCAUCAAGCUUGACAUGUAUUAUGAUAAUAACCAUGCUUGUAUGUUUGAGCCACUACUAUCUGUAAAAUGAAGCCUUAUGUUUGCUCCUAUGAAGUGUUUCGU
This is a messenger RNA of Prunus avium (sweet cherry), 831 nucleotides long. RefSeq names its product guanosine deaminase-like. Gene Ontology annotation, molecular function: zinc ion binding; guanosine deaminase activity. The record is from RefSeq and is a predicted model, not a curated record. Gene Ontology annotation, biological process: purine nucleoside catabolic process. NCBI's taxonomy places the organism in Eukaryota, Viridiplantae, Streptophyta, Magnoliopsida, Rosales, Rosaceae.